Messenger RNA from Cheilinus undulatus (humphead wrasse), 1773 nucleotides. RefSeq names its product stromelysin-3-like. Gene Ontology annotation, molecular function: metalloendopeptidase activity; zinc ion binding. The record is from RefSeq and is a predicted model, not a curated record. NCBI's taxonomy places the organism in Eukaryota, Metazoa, Chordata, Actinopteri, Labriformes, Labridae. Gene Ontology annotation, biological process: proteolysis; collagen catabolic process; extracellular matrix organization. Gene Ontology annotation, cellular component: extracellular matrix. The transcript has 8 exons. Bases 19 to 1479 code for a protein of 486 amino acids.
CCGCGUCUCUGCAACAAGAUGAUGUUCUGCUGCAGCAUCUUAGCUCUGCACCUCUUCUUCUGCGUUCACUCCCUGCCCGUACACGAGCGGAGGACCGGCAGCAAGCACAAGCAGCUGCAGGGAUGGGAUCACAGCGGCAGCCAUGUUGGUUUGAAGAAAAGGGGAAGACAUGAACAGGACACUCUGAGUAAAGAUUACCAUUUAAAGACUGUGCUCGGCUCCAAAAAUGACACCAAGUUCUGGAAGCGUCCUCGCUGUGGAGUCCCAGACUUUCCCACCUUAACCCAGGUGGGCCUGUCCUACUACAACCUGAAGAAGAAGAAAGGCGGCCUGAGCCGACAGCAGCGCAGGAAGAGGUUUGCUCUGUUUGGAGGCCGCUGGGAGAAGACUGACCUCACGUACAAGAUUCUCCGUUUCCCAUGGCAGAUGAGUGAGGACAAAGUCCGGAGAGUUCUCCUGGAGGCGUUCAGUGUGUGGAGUGACGUGACUCCUCUUAGGUUCAGAGAGGUCAUCAGUGAGAAAGCAGACAUCAUAAUCGACUUUAACAGGUACUGGCAUGGAGACAACUUACCAUUCGACGGUCCUGGAGGAAUCCUCGCCCACGCCUUUUUCCCCAGAACUCACAGAGAAGGAGAGGUUCACUUUGACUAUGAUGAGCACUGGACGGUUGGAAACGAAGUGGGCACCGAUCUCCUGCAGGUGGCGGCUCAUGAGUUUGGCCAUGUUCUGGGUCUGCAGCACUCCCUGGAUGAUGACGCUGUGAUGAAUCCAUUCUACAGCGACUCCUACCCUCUGCGGCUGAGCGAGGACGACAAGAGGGGCAUCCAGUAUUUAUACGGCCCGCCUCGGCAUGCUCCCCCUGAUAUAACGGAGACCAACGAGGUCGACAUUGGAGUGCCGGACGCCUGCAGGACCAGCUUCGAUGCCGUGUCCAUGAUCAGAGGAGAGCUCUUCUUCUUUAAGUCCCGGUACGUUUGGCGUAUUCGUGACGGGCAGCUACAAGCGGGCUAUCCAGCCCUGGCUUCACGCCACUGGAGAGGCAUUCCUGACCACAUCGACGCUGUGUAUGAAGACAAGACCGGGAACAUCUGGUUCUUCCAAGGUGACACCUACUGGGUGUUUGAUGCAGAGAGGAAGAUCACAGGACCGGAUUCGGUGCAGCAGCUCGGUCUUCCUACUACGGAUAUCCAAGCAGCUCUGAAGUGGGAUAAAGACCACGUGGAGAAAGUCUACUUCUUCAAGUCGGCGUCAUACUGGUCCUUCGACCCUCAGCAGAACCGAGUGGACAGCGUUCAUCCAGUCAGCAUCCAUGACUGGGAAGGAGUGCCCAGCCGGAUCGAUGCAGCCUUCCAGGACAAAUAUGGUUAUGCCACUUUCCUGAGCGGGCUCAACUACUGGAAGUUUGAUCACGUGGCUCUGAAAGUGCUCGGAGGCUACCCCCGAAGCAUCGGCAUGGACUUCUUUGGAUGCUCCUCUUAAACGACUGAAAAGGUUUCUGCUGCAUGGAGCAGUGCUCGGAUUUUUCAGCCUCAUGCCCCAGCAGAACAUUCUGGAUGUUCAUGGCGGAUGUAGUUUUUUAAGAAGACUGAGACCCCCUUAAAAUGAACAAACUCCUGCCAAAGUUAAAGCAGUCAAAAUGUUCAAUUUGAAUUUGGUUGAAUGGUUUUAAAAUUUUACUGAGCUUCAUUCAAAGAUUCAACAUCAUCCAGUAGGUGGCAGGCUAAAGUUAUCCUUUAUCUCAAGUUCUCCAGCGUACCUCCACUACAGGAAUGG